Molecule: messenger RNA, 975 nt
Organism: Rhagoletis zephyria (snowberry fruit fly)
Lineage: Eukaryota; Metazoa; Arthropoda; Insecta; Diptera; Tephritidae
Source: RefSeq, a predicted model, not a curated record
AUGAAGGAACAGUUCGAAGAAGAUAACUUUGUUUUUGUUGAGGAAGAACAUCGCUCACCAGAAAUCAUCACCAUUGACUCGGAUUCAGAAUACAUCGCUGAUGACAAUGAUGAUGUCAUCUGUCUCGAUGACGAUGUCGUACUUCUGAAUGACGAUGACGACAAACCUCAGGUUUUGCCAAACCCUGCCAAAGAUCCGCAUCAAGCUCAGCCAGCCGCAAUAUCUGCAUCAAAAGCAGCUCAAACAUCACAGAACAUCAAAACCGCAAACUCGGGAACUUUUGUCAAUAAAACGCCUUCAAAUGAAGCUCCAUCUUUAGAACACUUGAACGACAGGCAAAUUCCUGAACUUAAAAACUACCACCACCGCCAUCGUUUUCAAUGUACAGAAGCACGUGAAGAAGCAGGCGAUGAUGAUAUGACCUGCUUGAACGACAAGAACAACGACGCUGAACAACAGUUGAAUCACCCGCCCAGUUUGCCCAUUUUCUUCUGUCGACCCUGUCUGGAUCCUUUCACCACCGUGAACGCACUUCGUUACCACCACCGAGAACAUCACCACGGUAUUAAGCCUUACCGGUGCGCCUUUCCCGACUGCACCGAACCGGGUCCUUUUUCGCGGCAGGAAACCGCCAAGAAGCACAUUGCCAGUCAGCACGGACAUCGAAAUGUACAACAAAAGUACGUGGCCGUCGAUCGUUUCUUGCUGGCUGAAGAGAAGAGAGCACUGUUUAGUUGGCUGCACAGUGAGGAACACCGACAGUGCGUGGAGGAGUACAUGAGCUGCAAGGCUGAAAAUGAAUCAGCAGCAGCAGCUGAAGUUGAAGAACUUGCGGAUGAAAGAUUUGUUAGUGGACCUUCUGGUCAGCUUCCAUCUCACACUGACUACUUGGCGAUGACUCCAGAACCACCAGAAGCUUCUGCCACCGUCGAAGAAGCCGCGACCACUAACCAGCCUUUGCCGAUGUUUGCUUAG